UGGUAUCAGUAGGGACCACCAGGCUAUGGACAGCUCAACAAGUAAGUGGCGGAUUCGACAAGUAAUACACAAAUCUGUGGAAUUAAAAAUUGGAUAGUGGUGUUGCGAUACCAAACGUUGACGAAGAAGAUGUUGAUUUUCCCAAACUCAUUACCCCAAAUUUUCGAAUUCGUCUCUGUAAGUAAACUAAUUCCUUAGAGAGAAAUUCUUCCAUGGCGACAUACAAAGCAACCAACAUGAAAUCACCAAGAGUGUUCCUCAAUUUUCGAGGAGCCGAGCUGCGCCAGAGCUUUGUCGCUCACCUCGAGAUGGCUUUGAUAAGAGGCGGAGUCAACGUCUUUGUAGACCAGCCGAUGUAUCGUGGAUACAAAGAUCUUUUCGAGGUUAUUGAAGAAUCGAGUGUGGCUCUUGUAAUCUUAUCGGAAAGGUACACUGAAUCUACAUGGUGCUUAGACGAGCUGGUGAAGAUCAAGGAACGAGUUGAGCAAGGCAAACUUAUUGCCAUUCCCAUUUUCUACAAGCUGGAUCCAUCGCAAGUGAAAAAUCUUGAGGGAGAUUUCGGAUCUUCCUUGUGGGAUCUCGGGAAGCAUACUGAGUUUGACAUGCUCAAGAGAUGGAAGGAAGCAUUGGAAUUCGUUUCGGGAAAUAUGGGUUUGGUGUUAAAUGAUAAAAGUGAUGAAGCCGCGCUUAUUUAUGACAUCGUCAAGAAAGUCCAUAUGGCUCUGAGCUUUCUUCCAAGGGAAACUUAUAGCCUUCCAACUGAACCUAAACUUCCCGGAAAAGACUCUGAUGUAACAACCCCUGAGCUACAGGAUACAGAAGAAAAGAAGCAAGAAAAUGUAAGCGAAAGCUCUGCUAUGGUAACCUACGACCAAAAGCAUCAAGUGUACAUCAAUUUUCGAGGAAAGGAUAUGCGUCGUCAUUUUGUCAGCUACUUAACGCACGCCUUGAAAAUGAACGGAGUCAGCUUCUUCCUAGAUGAAAUGGAGGUAAAGGGUGUAGAUCUUGGAUACCUUUUCAAGAGGAUCGAGGAGUCAAAACUUGCACUCGUAAUAAUCUCUAGCAGGUAUACAGAAUCGGCUUGGUGCUUAAAUGAGCUGGUGAAGAUCAAAGAGCUCAGAGACGAAGGCAAACUCGUAGCCAUUCCAAUCUUCUACAAGGUGGAGCCAUCACAGGUUAAAAAACUGAAGGGAGUAUUCGGUGAUAACUUUAGGAGUUUGUGCCGUAUGAAUCAGGAUCACCAUAUCAAUACUAAAUGGAUGGAAGCUUUGAUGUCUAUGGCGUCCACGAUGGGCUUCUACUUGGAUGAGUACAGUUCUGAGAGCGAGUUCAUCAAACAUAUCGUCAAGGAAGUUCUAAGGAUUAUUACGCAGCAGGAAGGAGAAAAACCGUCUUUCUUUGGAAUGGAGCAACGUAUGAAGCAAUUGGAGAAUAAAUUAGAUUUUGACGGCAAUGAUACUCAAAUUAUUGGAGUUGUUGGGAUGCCUGGUAUUGGUAAAACCACUCUCGCAAUGAUGCUGCACGAAAAGUGGAAACGAAAGUUUAUAAGUUGCGUUACUUAUCUAGAUAUCAGUAAGAAUUCAGAGGACGAUAGGCCAGUGCAGCUGCGAAGGACACUCCUGGAAGAUUUACUCAAGGGAAAGGUUCCAGAUAUAGGUGACGAGACAACACAUGGAUCUGUGAAAGUUGCACUACUCAAGACCAAAAUUUUUGCUAUUCUCGAUGACGUGAGUGACAAGAGACAGUUAGAGUUUCUCCUCGGUGAACUUGACUGGAUUAAGAAGGGAAGCAAGAUUAUUAUAACAACGUGUGACAAGUCAUUGCUUGAGGGAUUUGCUGAUGAUACCUAUGUGGUCCCAAAAUUGAACGACAGAGUGGCCCUUCAGCUAUUUAGUUAUCAUGCCUUCCAUGGUCAAAAUUUUAAUUUCACCAGUAGCUUACUGACGCUCUCUAGAAUGUUUGUGGAUUAUGCUCGAGGACACCCAUUGACUCUUAAAUUACUAGGUAGGGAACUUUAUGAGAAAGACGAGGUUCACUGGGCACCUAUAUUGGAAAUGUUGACAAAACAAUCCAAUAGGAUGUUCCAAGGUGUCGGGGGAUUCUCUACUGAUCAACUUAAACUUAGUGAGAAGCAGAAAGAUCAAGAUGUCGGGGGAUUCUCUACUGAUCAACUUAAACUUACUGAGAAGCAGAAAGAUGUGUUUCUCGACAUAGUGUGCUUUUUCAAAUCAGAGGAUGAGUACUUUGUUAGGAGUUUACUAGAUUCAGGAGAUCCUGACUCUACUAAUGCUGUGAGUGAAGUAAAAGAUCUUGUCAACAAGUUCCUGAUUACAAUUGCUGGUGGCCGAGUAGAGAUGAAUGUUCCACUAUAUACAUUCUCUAAAGACCUUGGUUCUCCUCGGUGGCUUAGGCUGUGGAACUACGAAGAUAUCAUCAACAAGCUAAUGAAAAUGAAAAAAUCAGAUGCCAAUAUUGUAAGAGGUAUUUUCUUAGACACGUCAAAGUUAACGAAGAGCAUGUGCUUGGACAUUUUAACCUUCAUUGAUAUGCGCAAUCUUCGAUACAUGAAAAUAUAUGAUUCAUGUUGUCCUCGGCAAUGUAACGCUGAGUGCAAAUUAAACUUCCCGGAUGGGCUUGAAUUUCCCUUGGGAGAGGUUCGAUAUCUUCAUUGGGUGAAAUUCCCAUUGGAGGAGCUUCCACCAGACUUCAGACCCGAGAAUCUUGUUGACCUUAGGCUGCCAUACAGCAAGAUUACACGAGUUUGGGAAGGCGAAAAGGAUACACCACGGUUGAAGUGGGUAGAUCUAAGCCACUCAAGUGAGCUGCUCGACUUGUCAGCACUGUCAAAGGCUGAAAAUCUUCAAAGACUAAAUCUGGAAGGGUGCACGAGUUUGGAUGAGUUUCCGUUGGAGAUUCAAAAUAUGAAGUCUCUUGUUUUCCUGAAUCUAAGAGGAUGCAUACGUCUUUGUUCUCUUCCGGAGGUGAAUUUAAUCUCUCUGAAAACACUCAUCCUCAGUGAUUGCUCAAACCUAGAGGAAUUUCAGCUAAUUUCAGAAAGUGUAGAAUUUCUACAUUUGGAUGGCACAGCAAUCAAAGGACUUCCUCAGGCUAUACAGAAACUCCAGAGGCUUGUCGUGUUGAAUUUGAAAAAUUGCAAAAUGUUGGCGUGUCUUCCCAAUUGUCUGGGCAACCUGAAAGCUCUUGACAAGCUAAUACUCUCUGGUUGUUCAAGGCUUAAGAAUCUUCCGGAUGUCAGGAAUAGCUUAAAACAUCUCCACACUUUACUUUUCGAUGGGACAGGAGCAAAAGAGAUGCCAAGCAUCUCAUGCUUCACUGGAUCCGAAGGCCCAGCUUCUGCAGAUAUGUUCUUACAAACUCUAGGAUCCAUGACAGAAUGGCCAUGUGCUGUUAACAGAGUAUCGUCACUGCGACAUCUAUGUUUGAGUGGAAAUGAUUUUGUCAGCCUGCAACCUGACAUUGGGAAACUUUAUAAUCUGAAAUGGCUUGACGUGAAGCAUUGCACGAAGCUGAGAUCUGUUCCGAUGCUUCCACCAAAACUACAGUACUUUGAUGCACAUGGCUGUGAUUCACUGAAAAGAGUUGCAGAUCCUAUAGCCUUUUCGGUGUUGUCUGAUCAAAUCCAUGCCACCUUCAGUUUUACCAACUGCAACAAGUUGGAUCAAGACGCAAAGGAUAGUAUCAUAUCCUAUACUCUGCGGAGAAGCCAGUUAGUGCGAGAUGAACUCACUCAAUACAAUGGGGGUUUAGUUUCGGAAGCUUUGAUUGGAACUUGUUUUCCUGGUUGGGAAGUACCAGCGUGGUUCAGUCACCAAGCCUCUGGAUCGGUGUUAAAGCCCAAGCUGCCUGCACACUGGUGUGACAACAAGUUUACUGGGAUUGGUCUAUGCGCUGUUAUCUUAUUUGAUGGCUACCACAACCAGAGGAAACGUGUCUUAUUAAAAUGUAAUUGUGAGUUCAAGAAUGAAUACGGGUCUAGUCAGCGCUUUAGCUGGACUGUUGGAGGUUGGAGCGAACCAAGUGACACACCACGGAAGCUUGUGUCGUCUCAUGUCUUUAUUGGCUUUACAAGUAGGUUGGAUAUCAACAAAAUAAGUGAAGAUGACGAUGAAGAGAAAUGUGUUUGUACUGAAACCUAUAUUGAGUUUGAAGUGACAGAUGGUAUGGAAGCGAUCGAAGAUUGCGAGGUGGUGAAGUGUGGCUUUAGUUUGGUAAAUUCACCGGAAGAAAGGAGGAAUAUAUGUUCCGAUAUAAAGACUUUGUAACUCCAAUAGAACCCAACUUUUUGACCUUACAAACUUUUGAAAAGUUCGGUUCGGUUCACCUAAAAUAAGGCUGUAAAUGGUUGCAUCACUAGAUGAAAAAAAUUGGAUGAAAACUAGAUUCAUCUUAAAUUUUACCA
Molecule: messenger RNA, 4420 nt
Organism: Arabidopsis lyrata subsp. lyrata
Lineage: Eukaryota; Viridiplantae; Streptophyta; Magnoliopsida; Brassicales; Brassicaceae
Product: disease resistance-like protein CSA1
Exons: 6
Coding region: 213-4283 (1356 amino acids)
Biological process (GO): defense response; signal transduction
Molecular function (GO): ADP binding; ATP hydrolysis activity
Source: RefSeq, a predicted model, not a curated record